AUGCCGACGGAUCAAGAGUCAUCAACAAUAUCCUUAAAUACUUCAAAAGUCCAUCUUAAUCCUAAUUCGCAUAAUAAAUUAAAUGGUCAUCAAAGAAAUGAAAGCUCAAACUCAAGAAGUUAUUCUUUUUUGGAUUAUUACGGAGCCGAAUCACCACCUCAAAUUAGUUCUGGUUCAACUACAAUUAAAAAAAUCAAUGGUUUAGAUACAGAAAGUGAGUCGAUAGAUCCCUCAACUUCUUUGGAUGUUUUGGAUCUCAAAGAUGAUACACUAUGUGCAGAUGGUGAUGUGAUAAAUAACCUGAAAUCGUUAGAUUCAGAACACAGGGAAAAUUAUAUACAACCAAUCAAUAUGGCAUCAAAGCUGGAAAUUUUGAAAUCAAAUUUUGAUAGGUAUGGUUUUAAAAAAGGAUCAACUUUGCAUAACAUCACCAUGGAAGAUUACAAUGAAUGGUUUAAUAUUUAUAGUGAUUCUGAACUUCGUCAGCUUAAAAAAUGGCAUUUAUUAAUGAAGCAUCAUGGAUUUCAAAUAGAAGAAAAUAAUAAUGAAGAAUACAUACCGACUAGGUUUCCUCCUAGAUCAGACAAAGUUAAAAAAAUGAUUAGAAAAGGUAUACCUUCAAGUUGGAGAGGUAAUGCAUGGUUUUUUUAUGCUGGAGGUUAUGAUAAAUUAAAUAAAAAUACUGGAGUAUAUGAGAAAAUAGUUGCAAAUACAAGAGGGAUUAAAAAUAAGGACACGGAAGUUAUAGAAAGAGAUUUAAAUAGAACAUUUCCUGAUAAUAUUUAUUUCAAUUCAAAUCUAUCAAAUAAUACUGAUUUGAAAGAAGAACCAAAUCUAAUUAAAUCAUUAAGAAGAGUUUUAAUUGCAUUUGCACAUUAUCAACCCCAAAUUGGUUAUUGUCAAUCGUUAAAUUUCUUAGCAGGACUUUUAUUAAUAUUCAUGACUGAAGAAAGAACAUUUUGGAUGUUGGUUAUAUUAACUGAAAAAAUAAUACCAAAAGUUCAUCUGCAAAAUUUGGAAGGUGUACAUACAGAUCAAGGUGUAUUGAUAUUAUGUAUAAAAGAAUAUAUUCCUUCAUUAUGGAAUAUAUUGGGGAAAAAUUUUGAUGGUGAACCAUUAGAAGAAGAUAAAAUUUUAAUUAGAUUACCACCAAUUACAUUAGUUACGUCUUCUUGGUUUAUGUCAUUAUUUGUUGGAAUUUUACCAAUUGAAACUGUUUUAAGAAUUUGGGAUAUUUUAUGGUAUGAAGGUUCUAAAACAAUAUUUAGAUUUUCAUUAACAAUUUUUAAAUUAUGUUUAGAUUCACCUGAUUUUCAAAUGAAUUCUCAAAAUGGAUCAUCAGAAACUGAACAAAUUGAAUUAUUUCAAUUUAUGCAAAGUUUUCCAAAAAAGCUCUUGGAUUCAAAUUUAUUAAUUGACUGUUGUUUCAAAAAAAUUGGUGGUUAUGGAUUUGGAUCGCUAUCACAAGAUGAAAUUAAUAGAUGUAGAUCAUUUGUUUCUAAACAAAGAGAAAAGAUUAAUCAAAAGAAUAAAAAUAAAAGUCUUACAGAAAUGACAGAUGAAGAAAAAACAUUAAUAGGUAAUGAUAUUCAUGAUAUUUAUGGGUUUAAUAGAUCAAUAAUGAGUGGAAUGGUUUGGAAUAAAAAUAUUAGGAAAAAAUUAAGUAGUCAUAAAAAGAAGUAA
Insectozyma verbasci is the source of this 1683-nucleotide messenger RNA. The record is from the annotation of a GenBank genome assembly. Lineage: Eukaryota; Fungi; Ascomycota; Pichiomycetes; Serinales; Debaryomycetaceae.